This is a messenger RNA of Aplysia californica (California sea hare), 1719 nucleotides long. RefSeq lists its product as uncharacterized. Lineage: Eukaryota; Metazoa; Mollusca; Gastropoda; Aplysiida; Aplysiidae. The record is from RefSeq and is a predicted model, not a curated record.
UUCCCGCUCGAUGCGUUUCGUUCUUUCCUGAUUUCCUGGGGAAGUUUAGAAAAUCUGAGUAAUUUGAGAGAGGAUUUCCUUGUUCUAUGAAGUCGUGUUUUUUUUCAAAAACGUAGGUCUCAUCAUGGGCAUUACAACAGUAAUUUAGUUCGAAGAAAGAACAAGACAGAUGGAAAGGAAAGAAGGCCUAUCAACCAGACACUGUUACUUUUCACAGGCCUAGACCCUUCGUCCAACUCCAGUAAUCCGCUCGCCGCUUUGUUGAUGUUGAAGACCAGAGGCAGAGGGAGAAAUGAGUUCUACAGAGAAGACAAAUCUGGAAUCUUUGUCAUCCUGCUUGGCGACAAUGGGCCCAAAAGAAAAUGAAGACGGUCUGUACGAGGCUGAGGUUUCCUUCGGAGGGGAGGCAGACCUCCACCGUCAGAUCAUCGGGUGCACCAAGAACCCCGGCCACAAGGACUUCCUCCCCUUCAGCUCACUGACCAUCGACCAUUUCCCGGACGGCUACAAAGACGAGAAACUUCUGGAAGCGGUCCAGGCCUGGGGCGAGCUGGUGGUGAGGAUCGCGGUGGACUACACCAGCCCGGACAGGCCAGAGUUUUACCCGGACAGCACGGACCCGUACCCUUUUCACCAGCACGGGGGCUCUAGCAUGACGCGCUACGGGACGGGAUGGGCCGCCGCGUGCACCAAGGACGACGGUCUGGACGUGAUGGUGUUUGACGGGGACGUCCCGUGCCCGUGCGAGGACUGUGAAAAAUCUGGCCGGCCGGCGACCAGUUGGGGCUGUAUUGUCAUCAUGACGGCCAUGCAUGUGGUGUUCGACACCAGCGAAGUGGAGAGAACGAGUGUCAAGUUUUUUUACCACGAUGACGAGGAUCAAGAAAACACGGUGACUUUGAAGGGGAAGAGUAUCAAGCACUCCGACCUUGAAAUGGACUCGGACCACUCUGAGUUCCUCGCUGUCACCCACGAUUUCGAAUUUUUCGAAAAAAUUCGUCUUCGCUCGGCCGAAGCCAACCAUCUGAUCAAAGUAGCCGGAGAGAAUUACGAGACGGAAGAGACGGGAGGGCUCGCUAUUGUCGUGUCGCACCCGCACGGUUGUUGUAAGCAGGUGACCUUCGGACGCAUGCUGGAGCGUGACUCGCUGGAGAGAUCUGAACGUUUCGCGUACGUGUACAGCACAGCCACCUGCCCGGGCAGCAGUGGGGGCUGGGUGUGGCCGGUGGGGAUGGGUGUGCAGGGGAGGUGGUGGUACCACAUGGCCGCCCACAGCCAGGGGUUGAUGGACCGGACCAACAUGAGCACUGGCCACUGGAUCUUUUAGCUCAUAACCCUUACCCUAACUGUGUCAUUUAGAUCAUAACCCUAACCCUAACUGUGUCUUUUAGAUCAUAACCCUAACCCUAACGGUGUCUUUUAGAUCAUAACCCUAACCCUAACGGUGUCUUUUAGAUCAUAAACCCUAAUCACUGGAUCUUCUAGAUCAUAAGUUAUAACCCUAACCCUAACUAGAAACUGGAUCUUCUUACUCAUAACCCUAACCACGGGAUAUUCUAGCUCAUAAACCCUAACCACUGGAUCUUCCAACUCAUAAAUCCUGACCACUCGAUCUUCUAGAUCAUAAAACUAACCACUUACCCCCCAUCCCCCGGGGCGAUGCUACUGACUGAAGUGUCUUUAGGCUAUUCCCAAAGGGGGGACAUUAAAUUAACCAUG